Messenger RNA from Stomoxys calcitrans (stable fly), 540 nucleotides. Its product is annotated as male accessory gland serine protease inhibitor-like. The record is from RefSeq and is a predicted model, not a curated record. Gene Ontology annotation, molecular function: serine-type endopeptidase inhibitor activity. Bases 216 to 464 code for a protein of 82 amino acids. Lineage: Eukaryota; Metazoa; Arthropoda; Insecta; Diptera; Muscidae. The transcript has 2 exons.
CUGUUUUUAUAAACUUCAGAAUUUAAAAUCCAGAUUUGUUUGCUAAUUAGAAAAAUGAAUGUAGAAAACAAUAAAAUUAGUCACUAAUUUCUUCGAGACUUUCAUAAUUUCUUUUAUUGUUCGGCUGUAAUAAAUAUCGGCGAAAUGGUAAGACUACUUUAGUCUGCUUUUGAAAUUUGUGAAAACUGGCUGCACUCUAUACAACAAUACCGAAGAUGAAAUAUUUCGUUUUGGUAAUGGCAAUUUUUGCCCUGGUCUCUUCGGUCUUCGCCUUGAAGGAUCCCGUUUGUGGUCUUCCACAUUCCCAAAUUGGAGAUGGACUCAGACGCUGUCGGGCACUUAUUCCGUCAUGGUCCUACGAUGAGGAGGCCAAAGAAUGUGUCUCCUUCAAAUAUGGCGGUUGCGGAGGAAACGAUAAUCGUUUCAACACCAAAGAAGAAUGUGAAGCCAAAUGCAAAGAAUAGUUAUGACAUAGUUUGGUUAUAAUAAAUUAUACGAUAUACAGCUGAAAAUAAUAAAAAUAAAUAAAUAAGAGUUGUA